Messenger RNA from Ictalurus furcatus (blue catfish), 6199 nucleotides. RefSeq names its product interleukin-1 receptor-like 2. The coding region runs from base 690 to 2447 and encodes 585 amino acids. Lineage: Eukaryota; Metazoa; Chordata; Actinopteri; Siluriformes; Ictaluridae. The transcript has 11 exons. Gene Ontology annotation, molecular function: interleukin-1 receptor activity. The record is from RefSeq and is a predicted model, not a curated record. Gene Ontology annotation, biological process: signal transduction.
UGUAUUUAACAGAAAAUCAAACCCAUUAAAAUGUGUAGUGUUGUAAAACUGUAAACAUGUGUACUGUGACUUUGCAAUUCAACUUCAAUUAAAGGAAAUUGUUCUUAUGGUUUCCUUCCAUUAUUAUUAUUAUUAUUAUUAUUAUUAUUAUUUUUACAUCACAUGUUAUUUGAGUACCAUAUCUGGGGAACAUACUCAUCACUGUUUUAGUGGGCUCAUAAAUAAUUAUUUAUCAUAAAAAAAUAAAUAAAUAAAAUAAAAUAAACAUGAUUGCAUUCAAGAGCUGACAAUAUUUUACUAAAAAAAUAAAAAAUAAAAUUCAUUUUCAAGAAAGAAAGUGCAGUGAAAGUGCUGAUUAUUUGCUGUUUGAAUCCCUUGACACUGAGAAGCAGAAAUAGCGUGGCCCAGCCCGGACCAUUGCGCAAGAUGAGGAGGAGAAGCUCCCAGCCCCGGAGAGGAAAUUGCAACAUCCAGUUUCUCAAAUGUUCCUGUGAGUAUGGAGAAGUUCUGACUGCGUGUCGGCGAGAUGACUUCCACUGGAAACAGAGAGUUUACAUCUUCUCCAGGCUGUGCUCAUGGACGAGUUACUGCUCCUGUAACCGAAAGACGCUCACACAGUUUGGAAAGUUUCUCUCUCCUGAAACCGUGGAACGGAACCUAUCGGGAGAAACCCCUGGAACAUUAGAGACAUGGCUGUGGGAUUUAUUGCUCUGCUGACUUUGGCAUGGACCAUCAGUGUUGGUGUGGCAUCAGAGAAUGAAACAGAAGGCCUGGAUUUAUGUAUAGACCACGGCGUACCGUUUGACCGUGUGUUUGCAGUCCCACAUGAGGCAGCGUUAUUAGACUGUGAAUUGGUGAAGGAGUAUCUCUUCAAUUAUUUAAACAUCCCUUAUAACGUGACGUGGUAUGACCAGAGGACUGGCCAGGAGUUCUCAGGACAGGAGAACCAUGUUGUACUACGUGGGGCUUCGCUGUUGUUCCUCAACAUCACCAUGGAACACCAGGGCCAUUACUUAUGUAUUGUCAGAACUCCAGAGCAGUGCUACAAGCAGGUGAGGGUUCUUCUGGUGGAAGAGAUGGUGUUUGGAGCAUGUCGCCGUCCUCAGGCAGCACUGCAGCAUAUGCAGAGUCACGUGAACGACAACCUGAGGUGUCCUUUAAGUGACUACACCGGAAUAGUGGACAGCUACUCCAUACGCUGGUACAAGGGCUGUGAGCUUCUUCAGGAAGGGUCCAGGUUUCAUGAGAAUGAGCUCAUGCUCCACGUCCGCCAAGUUUCUCCCAACGAUGCUGGAUUUUAUACCUGCAGGAUGACCUUUAACCUCAGUGGAAUCAUCGGAGUAGUCGCAGAGACCAUUGAGUGUGGCAUAACCGAGAAGAGAUCAAAAAGACCUCAAAUGCUCGAGCCCACUGAUAACACCAUGAAAGUAUAUCCAGGUUCUCCGGUUAACAAGACAUGUCGUGUGUUUGUACCUGUCAAAGGGGUUCAUAUGACGGUGGUAGUCUGGGUGUUUAAGGGCACGUACGUCUCCCCAAACACCUCCGAACGCAUCCACCAGGGACCUCAAAUGGAGCUCCAGGAGGCUGAGGGUUGGUGGGUGGAGCGCAGCUUGUUGGUUUCUCAGGCUCUUCCAGAUGAUUUGAACCUGAACUUCACCUGCAUGGCCUUAAGCCACAGAGGAAGUGCCACUGGCUACUUUAUACUUCAGCUUGCAGAUCCUAAUCUCCUCCUGCCGAUUGGACUUCUGGCCACCACAAUGGCACUUCUUUUCAUCUUGGGACUUCUUUUGUAUAGAGUGUUUAAGGUGGAGCUUGCUCUGCUCUUCCGAACCCUGUUUCCUUUCUUUUAUGCAAGCACGGAUGGUGAUGGGAAACUGUAUGACGCCUAUGUGCUAUAUCCCCGAAUUCAAGGGGACACUUUGAGUGAAGCUGUUGAGGCUUUCGCUGUAAAGACACUGCCUCAAGUUCUGGAGGGACGCUAUGGGUACCGGCUCUUCAUCUUUGGUCGGGACAGUCUACCUGGACAAGCUAUGGCAGACAUGGUGGAGGAGACGAUGAAUCUCUGUCGUCGACUGUUGCUGCUAUACACCAGCUCGUCUUUAAGCAGAGCAGAGGGUUCGUCAUGGUUCGAGCAGCAGGCAGGCCUCCACCGUGCCUUACUGGAUGACUCGCUCUCUGUGAUGCUGCUGGAGAUGGAGAAGCUCAGCGAUCCCUCCAUCCUCCCCGAAUCACUGCGUCUCUUGCGUGAUAAGCAGGGGGCACUACAGGCCUGGGAGAAGAGGAAGAGGUGGAGGUGCACAAGGUUGGAGGAAGAUGGAGAAGAGGACGAAACAUCACUCUCUUCAUUUACUUUGUCCGCUCGCUUCUGGAGGAAAGUGCACUACUACAUGCCGGUGAGAGGCAAAGCCAAAAGUUAUAAAAAGAGAAAGUUGCUCCUGAACUUGUGAAUUGGGACUUGACCCGUGAAUUGUUGGUGCUAAGUUUCAACAAGAAACUGAGCUUGGGUAUGAGUGUGGUUAAAGUGUGCACUCGAAGGAUGGAGUGCUCACAGAACCUCAGUGCACUCUGACUGAAGGAACAGUGAGAUCACUCACAAAUAAUAUUUGCCUGAUGAAAAAGCCUUGAAUAGGAAAGGAUGAAAGAACACAUAGAAUCUUUCACUUUAAUCCUGGGUUCAUCCUUUGUGAUCUUUAGCCACACCUUCUGAUGAACCUUGGAAGCACAACAAGUGGCUGAGGUUUCUUAUUUAAAUGAAUCUUGCAGGAUUGCAAAUGAAACAAAUGUACAAACUGCUAAUUAUGAAGUAGCACAGUCAUCCCACACUCAUAUUUUUAUGCCACUUGUUGCUCAUAUUUGCAAAAAUCCAAUUCAGCUUGCUAGCUGAUGUUAGCAGUUUUUUUGCUCCACUCUGGUGAGGAGAAUAGGUCUAGCAAAUGUCUGGUGUGAUUCCUUGAGUGUUAUGCUAACAUUUAAAAAGUUCUGUUAGCAGUAUUAGUUGGAUGAAUUCUGUAUAUGAUCAUACUGAUUUGUGGCACUGGCAAUUUGACAUAAGGUGAAGCACCUCACAAAUUUUUAAGCAAAUCUUUGAAGAGUCAUCAGAAGUAAAUGUAAAUGGCGCCUUUAAAACUUUUCUACAAAGCAGUUAAAGCAGUUCUACAAAGUGCUUUAAACUGUUUCUCAUUCAACCAUUCACACACACAUGCAAGGCAAUAGCUUGCCAAUGGGAGCAACCUUGGGGGAAAGUGUCUUGCCCAAGAUAACUAGGACACUUUGGCAUGUGGAGACAUAAUGGCCAGGGAUUGAACCACCAACCCUGUGUUUUGACUCACUGUGUGUCACUGUGUGUAUUAUUACACUGUGUGUAAAUAUUCUCAGGGAGAUGUGAAGAACUGAUGGAGUAAAAAAAAGCACCAUACACACACACACACACACACACACACACACACACAGACAUAAAGAACAUAUAGUACAUUUAUAAAGUACAAUUAAAUGCUCAUGUGCAUAAGUGGAUGGAAAUCCCACAUGAGUCCACAUCUGUAGCUGUGAUGUUUUGUAAAGUUUGGUACAUGCUGUUUGCUGCAUUGUUUUGUGAAAAGGGUACUUAGAGACCUGAUCUUGUUUCACAGAUGCAGGUUUGGAUAAAUGGUCUGCACUUAUAUAGUACUUUUUUAACCUUAACAGUUCCAAAGUGCUUUACACUGGUUCUUAUUCACCCAUUCAAACACACACUAAUGGUAGCAGAGCUGCCAUGCAAGGGGCUAACUUGCCAUCAGGAGCAACUUGGGGUUCAGUGUCUUGCCCAAGGACACUUCGGCAUGUGGAGUAACAUGGGCCGGGAAUCGAACUGCCAGCUCUACGAUUAGGGGACGACCCGCUCUACCACCUGAGCCACAGCCACCCCAUGAACGAGUCCACAUGUCCAUAUCAAAGCUCACAUGUGAUUUUAUGCUAAAGACGUGAAAAAAUAAGUACACCCCAUGGAAAUUGUUGCCUUUUUUUUUUUUUUUUUUACAUAUUUGGACAAGCAAACAUUUGAUCCUCUUUGAAAUGGUGCCUAUUAAUACAGUUGAUACACUAACAAAUGACACAUAAAAUUGACAUUUUGCUGUAAUUUUCACAAUUUAAAUGAACGAAAACAGACCAGUCACAUGUAAAAAAAAGUCAGUACACCCCUACAUUUAUCACACCUUCAAAUUAAUCAAAUUAGAAUCAAGUGUUCAAGAUUGGGAGCCAGUGGUUAGAACCUGCUUAGGGAGUGCAGGUGGAACUGGUCUUUUUAUACCACUCUCAUAUCUAGUGUCUGGUGUUCCCUUUGCUAUUGAGGUGUGUGGUGUCAUCAUGAUAAGAUCUAAAGAGUUCUGUAAGGCCUUCAGAAAAAAGGUUGUGGAGUCUUUCAAGGGAUUUAAAAAGAUCUCCAAAUUAUUUAAAAUACAUCUGCCAAUUUAUCCAGGACUGGCCGUCCCAGCAAAUUCAGCCCAAGAGCUGACUGUCUGAUGUAAAAAGAAGUCUCCAAGAACUCCACAAUUUCAUCACAGGAUCUGUUAGUAAGUCUUACAACAAAAAGAGAUUACACAAAUUUGACGUGCAUGGGAGGCGGGCCAGGAAAAAGCCUUUGCAAGACUACAGUUUGCCAAUGAGCAUAUUGGUAAAGACCAGGCCUUUGAGAAUAACAGACCAAUCAAAGAUAGAGUUGUUUGGCCACAGUAACAGCAAAUAUGUUUGGCAUAAACCAAACACAGCUUUUCAGGAGAAGCACCUCAUACCAACUGUGAAGCACGGUGGUGGAAACGUUAUGGUUUGGGGUUCCUCGCUGUCUCAGGGACUGGACAACUUGCAUUCAUUGAUUCAACUAUGAAUUCUGCAUCAUAUCAAAGAGUGCUUGAAGAUAAUGUGAGGACAUCUGUCCGAAAGUUGAAGUUGAACCGAAAGUGAACCUUUCAACAGGAUAAUGAUCCUAACCACACUUGCAAAUCCACCAAAGAAUGGCUCAAAAAGAAGAAAUGGAGGGUUAUGGAAUGGCCUAGUCAAAGCUCGAAUUUGAAUCCCAUUGAAAUGUUGUGGGGGGAUUUGAAACAGGCAGUACAUGUGAAAACAAAGCUUUUUCCACAGAGGAAUAUCACAUAUAUUGAUAUUUCCGUUGAAUAAAUUAUUAUAAACACUAAUUUUCCUUGUGGUUUUGUUCAAGUAUAUCAAGAUGAUCAAAUGUUUGCAUAUCCAAAAAUGUCAAAAAAGCCAACAAUUUCCAUGGGGUGUAAUUAUUCUUUCACAUGACUGUAGCUUUUAAGCUACAUAUAACUUCUAUGUAAAUUGUGUCACUGAAAUGCUUUUCAUGCAUUUAUAUUUAAAUAAAGCCACUAGCAGCACAUUAUACUAAAAACAACCUAAUUAAGAUGUCAAACAAUCUACAUAUUACUUAGUAUGCACAAAUUGCAGAUUGUAAAAAUGAAAAGCAAACAUAAUCUUAAUGUUAGGUAAGUAAAAAUGAUCGAAAAUGUUUGCUUUUGCUUUUAAAUGAUAAAGCAGUAAUAGGGAGGCAUCAAGUACAAAUGUCUAAAAACAAAACAGGAAACUGAAAACAUUCACUAAAGCAGAAUAAAAAAAAAAAUUCACAGAAAACAACUCACAACAAAACGUCAUUGAAUAACUGAUUUGUGUACAUAUUUGUUUGUAGUUGUAUAUAAGGUGAAAUAAAUGAUACUGUUCUUUGAUUUAGUUGAUGGGAUUUGAAAGUGUGCUCAUGGCACCUGUUUAAAAAAAAAAGCAAUAGGGCUACUGGGUAUGCUUAAUAUCUGACAGAAUGAUGCACUUGUUUCUUUAACAGAAAGUUCAUCUAAACUGUGGAUUAUGAGGAAGUAUGAGGCAUGUAGCUUUUCUUUAUUUACGCUGGAUUGCUGUGCUGUAAUAAUGUACUGCUAGUAGCACUAAUUAAAAAACAAAAACAAACAAACAAACAAAAAACCCUUGUACUAUAGUGUACUAAAGAGCACAGGUGUACACUUUGACUCAGAGAAUGGGAAUGGUGUGAAUGUAUCCUGCAAAUAAAGUUUCCAUGUAACACUUUGCUAAAUAUACUUUGGCUGUUGUAUUGUUGAUUUUGCAGUACUAUUGUAUAUUAAAACAUAUACUGCAUUUGUGUUGGUUUUACCAUGUGACCCAGUGUGCCUGUGCUUCAGUAAAUCUAAGCUUGUCCUCUUUGUUA